AUGGAGAAAUGCUGGUUUGUUUUGCGUCAAAGCCACUAUCCGCCCCCCGUAUACUCCGAGACAGAGGACAGCAGCAAGGGUGCCAUCUGCCUGGGGCACAUAAUAUCAGAUCUUAAACACAUCGACACGGUUCUCAACACCGAUGGUCCCCAGCCUUACCCAGCGAGCAUGCCGGUUUUCACGACCAAGAAGUGGUCCCUGAAUUGGGAGUCUGAUCGUGACCGCCAGGCAGAGUUAUCAGCAAAUGGAGAUGCUCCUGUUGGUCCUGUCACUGCUGAUGCCAAUGUUGCAGUAGUUUUCAAGAAAUCUACGAGCAAUGCCUCGAACUUUGAGUCUCUAGACACAAGCAUCAUUCAGCCAACAGCAGCAUAUAUAACGAACAGCCUCGACAGUGAGCUUGUGCAAGAAAAGCUAAAGAGCAGCCAGUUUCUUGGAGUCGAUGCCUGGAAACUGUUCAUGGUAACUGGUCUCAUUGUUGCUAGAGGCGCUGCGAGCAAGAACUUUGAUCUUAUCGAGGCAGGUAACGCUGGCCAGGCGAGGGCGAAUGCCCCAGGAAAUAUUGGAGGAAGAGCGAGUGCAUCGGUCUAUUCCAGGAAAGAAGACUCGAUAUCCUAUGAGAAGGCAUCAGAUUUCGUUUGGGCGGUUCGAUUAACUAAACUUAAAAAGAGGCCUUUUAUUGCAGGCGUGAAGAGAGAGACAGUUGUCAAAGGAGCAACACUCGGGAUGGGGGAUGAAGACUCAGACCAUACUCAGUGGAAUGCGAAUGCGGCCAUUGAAGGUGUUGAUACGGGCGAUUAUACCAACCUAUCUCGUAUUGGAGAGGAUAUACUUGUUGUAGUAGGCGAGUAA
Molecule: messenger RNA, 849 nt
Organism: Truncatella angustata
Lineage: Eukaryota; Fungi; Ascomycota; Sordariomycetes; Amphisphaeriales; Sporocadaceae
Exons: 1
Coding region: 1-849 (282 amino acids)
Source: RefSeq, a predicted model, not a curated record